AUGUUAAGCUUUUCAAGGGAGGAUGGGGAGCUGGAAGAAGGGGAGCUGGAAGACGAUGGGGGCGAGGAGCCCCACAGUGUCUCAGAGUCGCGGGAGAAGAGUCGGAAGGAGAAAAGCGAGAAGCAUCACAGCGACUCGGAUGAAGAGAAGCCUCACCGGAGAAAGAGGAAGCGGCGGAAAGAGCGAGAGAAGGAGAAGCGGAGGUCGAAGAAGAAAAGGAAGUCCCGGCACAAGCGCCAUGCCUCCUCCAGUGAAGACUUCUCCGACUACAGUGAGGAUUCGGACUUCAGCCCCAGCGAGAAGGGGCACCGGAAGUAUAGGGACUACAGCCCUCCCUACUCCUCCUCCCACCAGCCGUACGCCUCUUCUCAUAGCGGCCCGAAAAAGGGGUAUUCCAAGAUGGAAAGCAAGAGUUACCCCCCGUACGAGGAUUAUGAGAACGAGGGGUACUGUGAAUACGAGGGAGAGGAGGAUGAGGAUGGGGGGAAGGAGGACUAUGACGACUUUGCCAAGGAGCUGAACCAGUACCGGAUGGCCAAGGAAGGAGGGACGCAUCGGAGCCGAGGGGGCCGUGGCCGUGGCCGAGGGUACCGUGGCCGUGGCAGCAGAGGAGGAAUGAGAGGGCGAGGCAUGGGCAGAGGUGGCCGGGGCAGGGGACGGGGCGAUCACCCUGAGGACGAGGAGGAACUGUACGAGGAGGAAAUGGAGUACUGAGAAGAAGAAGAGCCCGGGGGAGAGGAGGACUACGACGACUAUUCCAAGGAGCUGAGCCAGUACCGCCGGAGCAAGGACGGGCGGGGGCGAGGACCGGGUCGUGGCUCCAGAGGUCGUGGCUCCAGAGGGCGAGGCAAGGGGAUGGGCCGGGGACGAGGGCGUGGCCGAGGGGGCAUGGGCAAAGGCGGAGGCGGGAUGAACGAAGACGACGACUACUAUGACGAGGACCUGGGGGACGGCAGCGGGAAUUACAGGCGGGGCGACCACGAGAAGUCUCACCAGCAGUCGGACAAGAAAGGGAAAGUCAUCUGCAAAUACUUUGUGGAAGGCAGAUGCACCUGGGGGGAACACUGCAACUUCAGCCAUGACAUUGAGCUACCAAAGAAGCGGGAGCUGUGCAAGUUUUACAUCACGGGCUACUGUGCCAGAGCAGAAAACUGUCCCUACAUGCAUGGGGACUUCCCUUGCAAGCUGUUCCAUACGACCGGGAACUGCAUCAACGGGGGCGACUGCAUGUUUUCUCACGAGCCCCUCACGGAUGAGACACGAGACCUGCUGGAGAAGAUGCUGGCCGACGAUGCCGAAGCGGGAGCGGAAGACGAGAAGGAGGUGGAGGAGCUCAAGAAGCAGGGCAUCAACCCCUUGCCCAAGCCCCCUCCCGGGCUGCAGCAGGACAUGUACAAGAAGAUCCCCUCUCUCUUCGAGAUCGUGGUGAGGCCCACCGGGCAGCUUGCGGAGAAGCUGGGUGUGAGGCACCCGGGUCUAUCGCCGCCACGCUUCCCUGGGCCUGUGCAUCCUGACAUGUGCCCUGACAUGCCUCCGGACAUGUGCCCCGACAUGUGCCCCGACAUGCCCAUGGGUCCAGGCAUGAACCCCGGUCCUCCCAUGGGCCCUGGGCCACCCAUGAUGCCCUUUGGCCCGGAGGACAUGCCACCCGGCCCACCGCCGCCCGACUUCUACGACGGCUUCUACCCGCCACCAGAAGGCAUGGAGAUGGAGCCCGGCAUGAUGGGCGGCCCAGAGGGCUACGGGAACUAUGAGGAGAUGGAUGAGCUGCCCGAAGAUAACAUCUUCCCAGACCCCUCUUUGGAGCCUGACGUCACAGGCGAGGGCAUGGCCCCCCGGCUGCUGAAGCCCUCCGCCAGCAUCCCCGACUUCCUGCCGUCCACCCAGAGGGCCCUUUACAUGCGGAUCCAGCACAAGCAGCAGGAGGAGGAGGAGGAGAGGGCUCGCCGUCAGGCCGAGGGCUGCAAGCAGGAUCGGGAGCAGGAGGAAGGCGAUCCUGGCAACUGGUACUCCAGCGAUGAGGACGACGGCAGCAGCAGUGUCAGCUCCAUCCUGAAGACACUGCGGCAGCAAAGUUCCAGCAGGCCCCAUGAAGACACGCCGGGCGGCCCAGGCCUCGCCCCAGCCAGGAGCGACCCUCGCCUCCAGAAGAGCCAGGUGCCGGCAGGGGGCCGACCGGCUGACCCUCGCCUCCUGCGUGACCCCAGGCUCUCUCGGGGCUUGGAAACGACCGUUCCCUCUGGCGCUGGGGACACGGGGCCCAGUGACCCGAGACUGGCCCGGCACACGGCUUCGUCCGCCCCGAAGUCGGAAGCUCUGCACGCCAGCCCCACCGCCGGCCAGAAGGCGGUCACGACCCCGGAGGAGGAGGAAGGGGAGCGGGAGAUCAGAGACAAGCCGGUCACCAUCCCGCUGGACCCCCUGCCCAACCACACCCAGAGGGACCCUCGCUGCCAGCUGCAGCAGUUCAGCCACAUCAAGAAGGACGUUGUCCUGAUGGUGCCCCACUUUGCCCGCACGGUCCUUUGGAGUCCCGAGGACCUGAUCCCGUUGCCUGUCCCGAAGCAGGAGCUCGUUCCUGUCCCGGCCGCCCUCCAGUCCUUGCCUGCCCUCGAUCCGCGCCUGAACCGCCCGCAGAGCAGCAGUCUCUCCGACCCCAGGCAGCGGGCCGCGGCCCCAGCUGAAGCCCCGGCCAGCUCCGGCUCCGGCCUCCCGGACUUUGAGCUGCUCUCCAGGAUACUGAAGACAGUCAACGCGGCCGGGAGCCCAGGACAGAGCGAGAAGCCCAGCGACCCCCGGAUGCGGAAGGCCCCCGCCGACCCCAGGCUGCAGAAGGCCCCCGCUGAGCCCAGCACCCCGGCAGCAGCGCCCUCCAAGCCGGCCGACGCCAGCGCCCCGGCAGCCGGCCCCGUGGCCAGCUCUGAGGCGGCCCCCGGCAUCGCUCCUUACGCCCCUCGGCUGCUGACGGCGGGAGGCUUGAGCAGGGGCAGCGGCCAGAGCAGCGUCCUGAGUGGGAUAAGCCUCUACGACCCCCGGGCUCCGGGCUCCUCCGGCGGCAAGGCCACAGAGCCAGCUGGCGAGGGGAGCCCUGCCACCCGGGGCCCAGAGGGCAGCAAAAGCGGCCGAGGCAAGGAGCCCUUGUUUGUGCGUCGGUCAGCCCUGGAUCAGCCCGAACCGGAGAAGCCCAGCACUGAACCUGCCACCGACCGGUACAACAGCUACAAUCGGCCGCGGCCCAAGACAGCCGCCCCCGUGGCCGCCACGCCCACCCCGGAGACUGUCACGCAGCCUGGCGUUCACAACCUCCCCGUGCCCCCCGUCUACGGCAUGGUGAAGCAAGCCGCCAAGUCUGGAGCAGGCAGCCCGUUUGCUGGGAACAGCCCCGCCCAGGAGGGGGAGCCGCAGGACGCUGGCUCUCUCAAGGAUGUGUUCAAGGGCUUCGACCCCACGGCCUCCCCGUUCUGCCAGUAGUAUUAAAAGACUCGCGCAUCGUGCCGCCGCCUCGGACCAAGGGAAGCAGGCAGUGUUCAUGAUCUUUUUCUAUUCCAUUCAUGCUCCCCUUUACCCCCCUCCCUUGUCUAGAAGCCCUUCAGGUUCUGCCUAUUCCUGUCAGCAGUAAUCUUCAAACUCUGCGGUGUAGAGAAGUGAUCAGAGUACCUUGAGAGUAGUAGUAGUACCGGGCAGUGUUGUCUGAUGCCCUGAGAGCGCCUUCUCAGUUCUAUUUGAGGUCCACCUGAAAUCAUCCAGUGUCUUCAAAUCUCUCUUGGGAAAUUGGGCCAGCCUCCUUUUUGCACAGUGGGAGAUCCCCCAAAUCCAUCGGAACCCCCCCCCCCAAAAAAAUUCCCCGUUUCCCCUCUUUAUGUAUUGUCUGUGGGGCGGAGAGGAGACCGAAGAAAGAAACCCAGUUCCUGCCUGCCGCUCAGUGGGCGGAAGCAGACAAGCCGCGUGUCGCUCAGUAGAAGAUAACCUGUGUUCAUUUCUCAGCUAUAACAAAAUACAUGUAUCAUAGCCUUUAAAGGAAAAAUGGAGAAGUAACCAUGUGGGAUUAUUUUUGUAAGUAAUUGUGUUGGGUCUUGUUUUUCUGCCGUCUCCGGGAGGUCCCGGGGAUUGCGACCCCCGCCUGGGCCCGGACAGGGUGCUCUGUGUCCGGAGGGGGGGUGGGGGUGGGCAGUGGCCCCUUUACAAAAGCAAAGCAUUCUACCAAAAAAAAAAAAAGCAUUUGUAGUAUUGAAAUUAAAUUAUUCCUGUCCCUCUGGUUUUACUUGUGUGUAUUCUCCGCGCUUCCCCCUCCUCCCCCUCCUCC
Messenger RNA from Gekko japonicus, 4303 nucleotides. RefSeq names its product zinc finger CCCH-type containing 4 (gene ZC3H4). The transcript has 15 exons. Gene Ontology annotation, molecular function: RNA binding; metal ion binding. Lineage: Eukaryota; Metazoa; Chordata; Lepidosauria; Squamata; Gekkonidae. The record is from RefSeq and is a predicted model, not a curated record. Gene Ontology annotation, biological process: negative regulation of DNA-templated transcription. Gene Ontology annotation, cellular component: nucleus.